CAGUAUGCAUGCGGGUAUACCUACAAAUGUUCUACAAAAACAACAACAAGAGAUUACACGGCCUUGCAAAGGAUGUCUCGUGAACGGCGACCCAUGGCGGACUGGGAGAAUGCGCUGGCCACCAGCACCACCGUCUACGUGGGCAACCUGGCGUUCAACACGCGCGAGGAGCAGCUGUACGACGUUUUCGGGCGCGUGGGGCACAUCCAGCGCGUUGUCAUGGGCCUAGACAAGGUGCACAAGACACCCUGCGGGUUCGCCUUUGCCAUCUUCUACACAAGAGAGGACGCCGAGCAGGCGGUUGCCUUCCUGAACGGCACGCUGGUGGACGAGCGGAACAUCCGAGUGGACCUGGACUGGGGCUUCCAGGAGGGCCGGCAGUACGGCAGGGGCAGCUCGGGAGGCCAGGUGCGUGACGAGUUCCGGCAGGAUUACGACCCACGCCGCGGCGGGUACGGCAAGAGGAUGCAGGCUAAGAUGGAGAAGAUGGAGGCGGAGAUGAUGGAGCAGAUGGGACUGGG
This is a messenger RNA of Astrephomene gubernaculifera, 521 nucleotides long. The record is from the annotation of a GenBank genome assembly. NCBI's taxonomy places the organism in Eukaryota, Viridiplantae, Chlorophyta, Chlorophyceae, Chlamydomonadales, Astrephomenaceae.